GCUCACUUCGUUAAUUUUCAGGUUCAUUUUCCUUCUCUUUCCCUUUGCUUUUACCUCGUUUUCUCGCUUCUCAAACACCCCUCUCUCACCCUCAAUGGCCGACCAGCUCACCGACGACCAGAUCGCUGAGUUCAAGGAGGCCUUCAGCCUCUUCGACAAGGACGGCGAUGGUCUCUUUCCUCAGAUCCCUCUUUCUCUAUGUUGUAUUACUACCAAGGAACUUGGGACUGUAAUGCGGUCACUUGGGCAAAACCCAACUGAGGCAGAGCUGCAGGAUAUGAUAAAUGAGGUUGAUGCUGAUGGAAACGGAACUAUUGAUUUCCCAGAAUUCCUCAACCUGAUGGCCCGCAAGAUGAAAGACACUGAUUCGGAGGAGGAGCUUAAGGAAGCUUUCCGCGUGUUUGACAAGGAUCAGAAUGGCUUUAUUUCUGCAGCUGAGCUUCGCCAUGUUAUGACAAAUCUUGGAGAGAAGCUUACAGAUGAAGAAGUUGAUGAGAUGAUUCGUGAGGCUGAUGUUGAUGGUGAUGGGCAGAUCAACUAUGAGGAGUUUGUCAAAGUCAUGAUGGCCAAGUGAGGACCAAAAAUUAUAACUAAAAUUUGAAAAAGCAUAUAAAGAGAAGAGGGACUGGGCAGAUAAGUUUUGAUGAGAAUUCUAUUUCCAUUAGGACAUCUUCAUUUGGGAUUAUUAGCUUUUGUUGCUUGAGUGUCUAUUUUCUUGUUUGCUUUAAUUGGUACUGCUCCUUAGUAUCCUACUUGUUUGUUUCGUCCCUUGCUUUAGUAGUUUCUGUUAGCCGUGUCUCACCAUGCUUUGUUACUUCACUUUUCAUCUUUUUUUGGGUUAUUAUUAUGAACCUAGAACAAUUGGAUGCAAUUUGUGUUUUUUUACAUGUGGGUGGCUAAUGCUGUUA
Messenger RNA from Abrus precatorius (Indian licorice), 908 nucleotides. RefSeq names its product calmodulin. Lineage: Eukaryota; Viridiplantae; Streptophyta; Magnoliopsida; Fabales; Fabaceae. Gene Ontology annotation, molecular function: calcium ion binding; enzyme regulator activity. The record is from RefSeq and is a predicted model, not a curated record. The transcript is spliced from 2 exons. Bases 95 to 574 code for a protein of 159 amino acids.